AUGCCGCGUCAAAGAGUGAGACGUGCUCCUCUGGAAGAAGGUGACCACAAAAGACUCAAACUCGUCGACCCAGAUGCCAGGGUUCGGGCACCAACAUUCCACGAAUUCAAGGAUCACUCUGGACAAGACGCCGUCAGUAUCUGGCCUUUCGACCCUGAGCACGCGACACAGCACAAAGACGAAGAUAGCAGUGUAACCUUCAAAGGUCCUCAGGGCUUUUCGAAACCAUGGCCGAACUUUGCUAUUCAAGUCUACACUGUACAUCCUCUAAGCGACGACCUUUCCGAAUUUCUUUCGCCGAUUGUAAGACAUGGAAGGAGAUCUUUUAGGAGUGGAGAGUGGGAGCCUCGCGAUGCGGAGAUCUCGUGGCGCAUCGAUGUGUACAAACAACCUUUACAUGAUGUAUACGCUUGCAUCGCCCACCACAAGAGAGAGAUUGCCCAUCGAAGCAACGCAACUCCAUCUGUUCUCGGAGGCGGUCCGAUACAUCUCUAUGGCAAACAAGCCAAUAGAGCGAGAAUCAUCGUUCUAGAUCCACCUGAUUGGACCAAAUCUAUCGUUUUGGCGAGUUUUGCUGCCAGAGACAGAGUACCCGAACAAUAUCCUUACGAGCUUGACUUGGCGCUCUGCGCAGUGGACAACGUUGAUGGCGAUAACGCCAUGAAUCAAGCUAUUCAGGAAUGGGUAUCAGAUUCUCAGCGAGAACCUUGGAGAUUGGAAGCAAGCGAACAACAUUCAAAUCCAAAACCACCCGAAGAGCCAAGAAUCACGACUAUCCAAAGACUCGAACAGCAAAACAUCAAAGGCACUGUGGAAGGACAAGAUAACGGCAUUGUUUGCGUGAAGCUCAGGACACAUGAAGUAGCUUCAAAGGAGGCAAGAUCUGUAUACCCCGUCUUUCACCUUGAGUCCGCAGAGCUGGACAGCGGUGGACUGGGAAACUCGCUCCUGAAUUCCCUCACUCCUUACCUACCUCCCGACACGGCAUUCGAUCUUCUGAUUCACCCUCCUAAGCCACGCAUUGACGCAUGCCUCGAAGCAUUCCACGCACUCGAAGUCUCUGACGCACAAACAAGCCACGCUAGGGUCUUCGCUGUAAUCGACAGACAUGAGUUUGUGGAAGAAAGUGGCAUUCUGUUCGUGCGGCUUGCAUCACUCAGAUCUGCUCAUGGUCAUGUCGACUCGGAAGAUGGCAAGAUGGUAACGGAAUCAUUGCCUUUGAGCGAGAAGUGGAAUAACGAGCAUGCUAUGACGGGUUGGAGAGCAUAUGAUGUUAAGCGUGCUGCUUUGGAGUUUGCAGAUUCGGCGCUUGCCAGAGGUAUCUGA
This is a messenger RNA of Aureobasidium namibiae CBS 147.97, 1326 nucleotides long. RefSeq lists its product as uncharacterized. NCBI's taxonomy places the organism in Eukaryota, Fungi, Ascomycota, Dothideomycetes, Dothideales, Saccotheciaceae. The record is from RefSeq and is a predicted model, not a curated record. The transcript has a single exon. Bases 1 to 1326 code for a protein of 441 amino acids.